AGAUAUACUGCCGGGACAGUCCGGGAACCACUGCCAGUUCCCCCACUCAACGGUUGCCUGGCUGCCUGACCUGAACGUUUCUCAUUGGUUCACUUCUUCUUACAUUUUUCUGAAGUAUUUUUUGGGGGGAAAAGGACAAGCGUUCACCAUGCAGUCCUGUGCCAGGUGUGGGUUUGUGGUCUACCCGGCUGAGAAGAUCAUCUGCAUUGACCAGAACUGGCACAAAGCAUGUUUUCACUGUGACGUCUGUAACAUGGUGCUCACUGCCAAGAACUUUGUCAGCCACCAGAAGAGGCCAUACUGCUCUGUACAUAAUCCGAGGAACAACACUUUCACGAGUGUGUAUGCGACCCCCGUCAACAUCAACGCAAAGAAGCAAAGCAAGGCGAGCAGCGAGCUGAAGUAUCGCGAAGAUGGCGAGCGCUUUAUGUCCACCUUCCACCAAGACAUGAGGUCCGUGGAGCUAGAGAAGGCUCGCCUCGCCGGCCAGAUGACCAGCCAGGCCUUCCAGUCGCAGUCCGAGUUCUCCCAGCAGCAGACGUGGUACUCCGGCAUGGCGACCAACCAGGAGAUAGUAACGAUGUCUCAGGACUCCACCCAGAAUACCAUCAACGACGUGACGUACACAGAAGACUACGAGCAGUCCAAAGGCAAGGGCAGCUUCCCCGUCUUGAUAACGCCAGGGUACCAGGCUGCGAAGACAGCCAACGCGUUGGCCAGCAGCCUGGAAUAUAAAAAAGGACACGAGGAGAAAGUUUCAAAAUACACCACGUUUGUUGACCCCCCAGAGGUUCUUCUGGCCAGGAAGCAAGGACACAAUGUCAGCGAUGUCGCCUACACAGAAGAGUAUGAGCAGCAGAGAGGUAAAGGUAGCUUUCCUGCACAUCUCACGCCUGGAUACAAGAUGUCAAAGAAGGCCAGCGAGCAGGCCAGUGAUAUUAAGUAUCGUCAGAUGUAUGAACAGGAGAUCCGGGGUAAAGCCAGCGCUGAGGCGGCGCUAGCUGGAGCAGUUCACGCCAGAGAAAAUGCAGAGAACUUCAGCCAGAUUGCUUAUACCGAGCAGUAUGAGCAGCAACGGGGUAAAGGAAGUUUCCCCGCCAUGAUCACUCCCGCUUAUCAUCUGGCAAAGAAGGCUCAGGAGAACGCGAGCAAUAUAAAAUACAAGAAGGACUUGAACAAGAUGAAGGGCGCCUCGCACUUCCAAAGCCUGACGUCUGAGGACAAUAUCGCCCUCAUGAAAUCCCGGAAGAUCAACAAGAUUGUCAGUGAGGUGGAGUAUAAGAAAGACUUGGAGAACACCAAAGGUCACAGCAUUAACUUCUGUGAGACACCACAGUUUCAAAAUGCUGCUAAAAUGGCCAAGUUCACAAGUGAUACCAAGUACAGGGAGAAGCACACCAGCGACAUGAAGAGCCACCAUGAAGACUCAGGCUUUGAUCAGAACACCAUGCAUGCCAUGAAAGCAAGGAAACUGGCUAGUGAUAUUUCUUAUAAGCAAGGCAGUGAGCAGGAGCCCGGAGAAUACAACUACCCAGCCACGCUCACACCCGGCUACCAAAGCCAAAGGAAACUGGACCCACUAAAAGACAAGAACUACAGGCAGCACAUCGACCAGGUCAAGUUCAGCCAAGCGAUAGACACACCUGGGAUGGUGUUGGCGAGGAAGAACGCCCAGCUCGUGAGCAAUCUAAACUACAAAAAAGGCUAUGAAAUGACCAAACACCAGUACACACUCUCCCAGGACCUGCCCCAAAUCAGAGCGGCCAAAGCCAAUGCUGUCUUGUGCAGCGAUAUUAAAUAUAAAGAGGAGUGGAAGAAGAACAAGUCUAAAGCCUGCGACAUCGGCGUGGACGACCUGAGUGUCAGAGCAGCCAAGGCUUCCCGUGACCUCGCCAGUGACAUUAAAUAUAAAGAGAGCUACAAGAAGGAAAAGGCAAUGGGGGUCAACAUGAGCGACACCAGGACUCUGCACUCUCUUCAGGUGGCCAAGAUGAGCAGUGAUAUCGAGUACAGGAAGAGCUCCAAGGAGGGCCAGUCCAAGUACAGCCUUCCCCUGGACAUGAUCAACCUGAGCCACGCCAAAAAGGCUCAGGCGCUCGCCAGCGACCUGCAGUACCGCACCAAGCUGCACGACUACACCGUCAUGCCCGAUGACAUCAAGAUCCAGCAGGCCAAAAAGGCGUAUUCCCUGCAAAGCGAGAACCAGUACCGUUCAGACCUGAGCUGGAUGAAAGGAGUGGGCUGGGACUCUGAGGGAUGUCUGAACAUUGCCCAGGCCAAGAAAGCUGGAGACAUGCUGAGUGAUAUUAAAUACCGGCAGAAGGCAGACAGCAUCAGGUUCACCCACGUGGCGAACGACCUCUCCAUCGAACACGCCAAAAAGAGCCAGGAACUGCAGAGCGGCCUGGCGUACAAAGCAGACACAGAGCAGAUGCUCCACCAGUACACCAUGACAAAAGACGAGCCCCUCUUCAAACAAGCAAAGGCUAACGCGAAUCUUCUCAGUGGGAAAGUGUACAAGAGCAAAUGGGAGAAGCAGAGGGAGAAGGGCUUCGAGCUGCGCCUCGACUCUCUCUCCAUCCUCACCGCUAAAGCCAAGCGAGACCUGGCCAGUGAUAUCAAAUACAAGGAGCAGCAUGAGAAAAACAAAGGCAAGGUGAUCGGCAUUAAGUCCGUCAGCGAUGACUCCCAGAUGGCCCACUCGGCUCUGGCUACCAAACUACAGAGCGGCCGCGAGUACAAGAAGGACUACGAGGACACGAAGGCCAAAAACAGCGUGUAUCUGGAUAUGCUGAACAUCAGCCAUGCAAAGAAGGCUCAGGACCUGGCAACCGAGACCAACUACAGGACUUUCCUCCACGAGUAUACGACUCUGCCGACGGACAUGAACAUCGCCUGGGCAAAGAAGGCUUAUGGACUCCAGAGCGAGAAACAGUACAGGUCCGAUCUGAGCUGGAUGAAGGGUGUCAGCUGGGAGGCCUCAAAGUCUCUGGAUAUCCAGCAGGCGAAGAAAGCCGGAGAGCUGGUCAGCGAGAGGCUGUACAAAGCUGGACGGAACGACGACAUGCACAAGUACACUUUACACUCGGACGAUCCCGACUUCGUCAGAGCCAAGAUGAACGCCCUGCAGAUCAGUGAUAAAGUUUACAAGGCGUCUGGAGAGCGAGUGAAGACAUCGGGCCAUGACCUGAGGCUGGAUGCUAUUCCCUUCCAGACGGCCAAGGCCUCCCGAGAAAUGGCCAGUGAUUUCCGCUACAGGGAGUCUCACCUGAAGGAGAAGGGCCAGCAGGUGGGGCUGCGCUGUGUGGAGGACGACCCGAAGAUGGUGCACUCCCUGGCAGCCAGCAAACUGCAGAGCAACCUGGAGUACAAGCGCCAGUCCAAGGAGGAGCGGGGCCGAUUCAAAAUCCAUGGCGACCAGCCCGAGUUCCUGCAGGCCAAAAAGAGCCAGGCUCAGGCCAGUGACCUCACCUACCGCAGCAAGCUCCACGACUACACCUGCGACUCCCAGCAGCUCGACAUCAAGCAUGCCAAGCAGGCCUACAAGCUGCAGAGCGAUGUGAACUACAAGUCCGACCUGAACUGGACCAGAGGAGUGGGCUGGACGCCUCCCGGGUCCCACAAGGCCGAGUUGGCCCGCCGGGCUGCAGAGCUGGGGCUGGCGGAGGGAGUCACCACGGACGAGGCCAUUGCAAACUAUCAGCACAUGAUGAUGAUACGUCGCCAGCAGCAGAUGGAGCAGCAGCAGCAGAUGGAGACCAGCGAGGAGACUAAACAAGGCAUCAACAUGGACGCCAUGGAGGUCCUUCACGUCAAGAGGAAAAAGACCAUCCAGAGCGUCCAGAAAAAGUCCACCAGCACCACCUCAUCCUCAUUUAAAUCCAUGGAGAAGAAAUUCAGCACCACCUCCUCCUCCUCUUCAUCGGCUGCCCUCCACAACACGGUGGAGUCAUCCACGUCUAGUAAAGCGUCGGCGAUAAAAGAAGCGUAGAGCAGAUACGUCUCUAUCGAUGAUGGUGUUUCGAGAUGGUCACUUUGAGAACGAGUGGUUGACUUUAAAAGUGGUAUUUGUGGUAUCUACUGUAGGUGCAAUAAUGAACUGUGAAGUGAUUUCUAAGGGUAUUACGCAUGUUGAAUCAGGAAAGGACUUGUCAAGUUAAUUAGAAGCAUUGUCAAUGUAUGUGUUGAGCAAAAAAAGAAUUCAGAAAGAAGCUGUGUUUUCAGAUUUAAUUAAUGCAAGGUAUCUUUUGACAUUUUAUCAACACUUGAACGGGUUGAAUGGCCUCUAAAGAAACCGGCUCAGGUCAAGGAAAACAUCAAGAAGGACACAACUGCUUCGGGUUGUUAAGCGUGGUACUGUGUGAAAUAUGAAAGUUUAAAGUCUGUAUAUCAAAUGUGUUUAGAAGUUAUGUAGCUGUAAGGCCAGCACUGCAGAAGAGUUUUUUCAUCGUUUUAUUUUUUUUAAUCUUUAGAGAUGAAAACAGACUGCGAGUUCAAAUGAAGGCCACCUUGUUGCAGCUUUUAACCCUCCUAUCACCUUUGGGGUCAAUUUGACCCCAUUCAAUAUUUAACAUCUCUUAAAAAAUUAUUGACAUUUUUUUUUUUUGCUUCAUAUUUCAUGACUUUUCCUAAUUUAUUGGGGACAACUGGGAAAACAUAACAUUCACAUGAUGAUAUGUUUUCACUGUCCUUUACAAUUUGACCCCAGGCUGUUUUUCACUGUGUAAAACAUAUAAGAAAUAUCAACUUUUUUAUUUAUUUAAAGUGCUAUUUAGGUAGUCAACAAACAAACAUAAAGUGACACUUAAACUUGGGAAACAAUAUUAAUUCUAAUAAUUUUCUGUAGGUUUUAAUUGCUGGGGUCAAAUUGACCCCAGGGGUAAAAGAUGUUCGUACAUUUGAAGGUAACAGGAGGGUAAAACAUGUGGUCUUCUAGGAGGUCUGCGCUUUGAGCUAACGGUGUGUGAUCUUCAUUGUGUCUGGCAGGUUCAGCUUUUUAAGUGUGUGUCAAUGCCCCUUUUUCAUUUAAAGCUGGGCUGGGAGUAAAUACUUGGUUUUGUCGCUGAUAAAAUAAACUUUUCAAGGCAAACUGA
Pseudoliparis swirei is the source of this 5093-nucleotide messenger RNA. It is a transcript of the gene nrap, whose product is annotated as nebulin-related anchoring protein. Gene Ontology annotation, cellular component: Z disc. The transcript has 31 exons. The record is from RefSeq and is a predicted model, not a curated record. Gene Ontology annotation, biological process: cardiac muscle thin filament assembly. Lineage: Eukaryota; Metazoa; Chordata; Actinopteri; Perciformes; Liparidae. Gene Ontology annotation, molecular function: actin filament binding. Bases 149 to 3991 code for a protein of 1280 amino acids.